Molecule: messenger RNA, 4206 nt
Organism: Colius striatus (speckled mousebird)
Lineage: Eukaryota; Metazoa; Chordata; Aves; Coliiformes; Coliidae
Gene: FBXW11
Product: F-box and WD repeat domain containing 11
Exons: 15
Coding region: 175-1707 (510 amino acids)
Molecular function (GO): protein dimerization activity
Source: RefSeq, a predicted model, not a curated record
CCGACUCGGUGAUCGAGGACAAGACCAUCGAGCUGAUGAUCCACCAAUCCGACGACCCACUACCGUAGUCGUUCCCGGGCUGACAAGUCUGAGAAGGAAAACCCAUUCGAAUCCCCUUUCAUUCUGGAUUGGUGGAUCUGAAGCCCAGAAACAAAGUUUCAGAACACGUCAGUAAUGGAGGAUCAGAAUGAAGAUGAGUCUCCAAAGAAAAAUACCCUAUGGCAGAUAAGUAAUGGAACUUCAUCUGUGAUUGUCUCAAGAAAAAGACCAUCGGAAGGAAACUACGAAAAGGAAAAAGACUUGUGUAUUAAAUAUUUUGACCAGUGGUCUGAAUCAGAUCAAGUUGAAUUUGUGGAACACCUUAUUUCACGAAUGUGUCACUAUCAGCAUGGACAUAUUAACUCUUACUUGAAGCCCAUGUUACAACGGGACUUCAUCACUGCGUUACCAGAGCAAGGCUUAGAUCACAUAGCAGAAAACAUCCUUUCCUACCUUGAUGCCAGAUCACUCUGUGCAGCAGAGCUGGUAUGUAAGGAAUGGCAGAGAGUCAUCUCUGAGGGAAUGCUGUGGAAAAAAUUGAUUGAAAGAAUGGUACGCACAGAUCCACUAUGGAAGGGACUGUCAGAAAGAAGGGGUUGGGAUCAAUACCUGUUUAAAAACAGACCAACAGAUGGCCCCCCAAAUGCAUUUUACAGGUCCUUAUACCCAAAGAUAAUACAGGAUAUAGAGACUAUAGAAUCCAACUGGCGAUGCGGGCGACACAACUUGCAAAGGAUUCAGUGCCGCUCUGAAAACAGCAAAGGUGUCUACUGUUUACAGUAUGAUGAUGAGAAGAUUAUCAGUGGCCUACGAGAUAACUCCAUUAAGAUCUGGGACAAAACAAGCUUGGAAUGUUUGAAAGUAUUAACAGGACAUACUGGCUCAGUUCUUUGUCUGCAAUAUGAUGAAAGAGUCAUUGUAACUGGAUCUUCAGAUUCUACAGUGAGAGUUUGGGAUGUAAAUACAGGGGAAGUUUUGAACACGUUGAUUCAUCACAAUGAGGCAGUGCUUCAUUUGAGGUUCAGUAAUGGCUUAAUGGUGACAUGCUCCAAAGACAGAUCGAUUGCUGUUUGGGAUAUGGCAUCACCUACUGACAUCACCCUGCGCCGGGUCUUGGUCGGCCACCGCGCUGCCGUUAACGUGGUAGACUUUGAUGACAAAUACAUCGUGUCAGCAUCAGGGGACAGGACCAUUAAAGUCUGGAGUACAAGUACAUGCGAGUUUGUUCGUACUCUAAACGGGCACAAGCGUGGCAUCGCGUGUCUCCAGUACAGGGAUCGACUAGUUGUCAGUGGAUCUUCAGACAAUACCAUUAGGCUAUGGGACAUUGAAUGUGGUGCCUGUUUAAGAGUAUUAGAAGGCCAUGAAGAACUGGUUCGGUGCAUCAGGUUCGACAACAAGAGGAUUGUUAGUGGAGCCUAUGAUGGCAAAAUUAAAGUUUGGGACUUGCAAGCUGCUCUUGACCCUCGUGCCCCAGCAAGUACGUUGUGCUUGCGUACGUUAGUGGAACAUUCAGGACGCGUCUUUAGACUCCAGUUUGAUGAAUUUCAGAUCAUUAGUAGUUCCCAUGACGAUACAAUUUUGAUUUGGGAUUUCUUAAAUGUGCCACCCAGUGCCCAGAAUGAGACCCGCUCUCCAUCUAGAACAUACACUUACAUCUCCAGAUAACAGUCUGCACUUUACUGCCCUCAGAAGGGUUUCACAGUCUUGAACUACUGGAUUUUUGGCUACUACAUGCCUGAAGAUGCUGAUUGACAGCUAAAGUCAGAAUUGGUUCUAGAUGCUGUGUAGAUGCAAAGCAGCACAAUUCUAUAUCUAAAUUUCUUAAUCUUUCCUGCUCUCAGUGGUCGUCUUUGAAUUUACUACAAAUUCACUGACUUGGAGUAGAUGAAUUUCAGAAGCCUUUCCUUCCCUGCAAAUGAGAAAUCCAAAGCUUCACAUGUAAAUUGUCCGUAGAAACUGAACUCUGAUGGCUUGUUUUUCAGAAAUAAAUCAGAAGUCAAGAAAGGACUUGGCCUAAUUUAUAUUGCUUUGCACUUUUGUCUGACUUCAAAGAAAAAAAAACAUUCUCCAAUGAAAUUUGGGUGCCAAACACAUGCCCAGAAUGUACAGAGCUUUGCUUUCAAAGUCACCAUUGUCCUUUAGACUUUACCCUCAUGACAGGUUCAGAGCCUGUUGUGUUUGAUAGGAGUGUACGCUGGACACUUAGAAAUAUUUCUGAAUUGCUCAGUAAUAUUUUUGGAUUACAGUUUACUUGUUUCUGCACCAAUAAUUUCUUUUAAAUUAAAGAUUUACCUGUAAUUCAGGCUAGGUUACCUAAACUAGUUGUAUAGCACUGUCUUUUCCUUUUUAACUGUGCUCUGUACUACAGCCGUCCUGCUCUUCCUAAUGUUUGGUAUAGUAAAACCUUCCCAUGUGUGCUUGCCUCAUUUCAAAUACUGUAUAAGCAUGUAGAUAUAAUGUACAUAACUGUAACCUCCAGGUGCUGGGAGUCAGGAUUUCCUGACACUACACACUAAUCCGAAUUGUGGUAGCACUUGGCAGCAGGAUGUUCUAACUACUGGCACUGUAGGGGUUCAUAUGAGUUACCGAGUCGUUUUGGGGUUGUUUUUUCUCUGCAAAAGAAGGUUUUUCAGUAUUCAUUAGGGUUUUUUUUUUAAUGGAAACUACAUAUUUUAAAAUGUAAUUUCUAAACUUUUUAAAAAUUAAAACAAAUGUUUAAUUUAUGUUCUGUAUCUUACGUUCUUGUGCCGCAGUACUUACCCUCGUCUUUCCUUCAGCACCACGACAGCCUCCCCGGCGCCUGCUCGCCUCCCGCUCUAACAUUAGUUUGGCUGCUCCAUGGAGAAGAUGCCACGGGCCAAAGCUUUAAAAGUUAUUUAUGUAUUGAUUUGUAACACUUCCUUAGAGUGGAGUGCAGUGGAGUUCAGUGGAGGUCCCUUCAAGUCAAUGCUCUGGUUACCGUGCUGCUUUUCUUUUCCGUAGCUGUGGUGUCCUGGUCGUGGUUCCUCUUCGUUGGGAAGUCUCAGUCGUUUUGUCUCACGUUGUCAUCGUCUCGCCUCUCAUUUCCGUGGUCGUAGGAACACUGCUGCAUUUUUCUAAUGUCACAACAAGACAUGGAUGAAUGCAGAGGUGACUGUUUUAGCUGCAUUAGCCGUGUGUGGCAACAUCCGUCGCUGGCUUUAACGCUUCAGCCGAGCUCAAUGUGACAUCCGCCUGUUUCCCUGGGGAAGGUGUGUGCUGGCACAGAAACAUACCAUCAUUCCUUUCAGCCUUUGUAUGUCAUGUGUGUGUUUUUUCUCCUCCGGCAGCACUUCCUUGUGUUGGCAUUUUUCCCUUUUACCACUCAAAAGGGAUGGGGAUGGCCGAGGGCUUGCUCCUGCCGUGCCAUUCCUGUGUUGAGAGAGUUCAGAGGGAGCGCACGUCAGGCGCUGCCGAACCCACAUGGAACCACCACUUAAGGUUUUCUCCCCUUUGCCUUUCACACUGAGAGGUGUUGGGAUCAGUGUUUAACUCCCACUUAAACUGUUACAGCAACGAUAUUUAUUUCAUCGAGACGAUGGAACGUGUUGAAGUACAGAAGAUUAAAACCAUGCUCCUAAGCGUCCAUCACUCUUUGGUAAGCUUGACAGUAGUUUGUGAAAGUGUCUUACUUUACCCUUCUCAUCUAAUAGCUUUAAUAUUAAACUGUUUCAAACGAAGGCAAAAAAAAUCUGCCACAGCCCUGAAGAAACAGGUAUUUGUUUCCGAAGGAACGGAGUCCUUGUUUUUAAAAUGCAUGUGUAAGAUUUAAAUUCAUGUUUUUUCCUUGGGAGGUAAAUGGUAUUUGAACAUGCAGUCUAAACUUCUUUGUGCUUUGUGUAACAUAGCAGUGGACUUUUGUGAUUGGCACCCGAGGAACUUGACUCCUGGGAUUAAUGGUAGUGAUCCUGGCUGCACUCUGGACUUUGUUUUGCUAACCAUGAUCGAGCAAACUGUACAUUACUGCUAUAUUAAUGUUUCAAAGCACUGGGAUAGUCUAACUCUAACAUGUAAUUGUUUGCCAAUUUAUCUGUUUGGAAAGUUGGUGUAUGAACAGCUUCUUGAAACUGUUAAAUUGUACAGAUAUCGUUCAUGAUCUAAAGCUUUGUACUGUGGAAUGUGCUUAAUAAAAAAAAGAAAACAACA